Molecule: messenger RNA, 1472 nt
Organism: Mirounga angustirostris (Northern elephant seal)
Lineage: Eukaryota; Metazoa; Chordata; Mammalia; Carnivora; Phocidae
Product: E3 ubiquitin-protein ligase RNF128-like
Source: RefSeq, a predicted model, not a curated record
CCUCGGGAACCGCAGAGCGCGCGCGCCAUGGGGCCGCCGCCCGGGGCCGGGGUCUUGUGCCGCGGCGGCUGCGGCUUUUCCCGAUUGCUGGCGUGGUGCUUCCUGCUGGCGCUGAGCCCCCAUGCCCCCGGCUCCCGGGGAGCCGAGGCAGUGUGGACCGCGUACCUCAACGUGUCCUGGCGGGUUCCGCACACCGGAGUGAACCGCACAGUGUGGGAGCUGAGCGAGGAGGGCGUGUACGGCCAGGAUUCGCCGCUCGAGCCUGUGGCUGGGAUCCCGGUGCCGCCCGACGGGCCGGGGGCGCUCAACGCCUACCCGCACACGAAUUUCACGGUGCCCACGGUCCCAGGGGACUGGGGAAGCACCGUGCAGGUCUCUUGGUUGGCCCUCAUCCAGCGCGGCGGGGGCUGCACCUUCGCCGACAAGGUCCAUCUGGCUUACGAGAGAGGGGCGUCUGGAGCCGUCAUCUUUAACUUCCCGGGGACCCGCAAUGAGGUCAUCCCCAUGUCUCACCCGGGUGCAGGAGACAUUGUUGCAAUCAUGAUUGGCAAUCUGAAAGGCACAAAAAUUCUACCAUCUAUUCAAAGAGGCAUACAAGUAACAAUGGUCAUCGAAGUAGAAAAACAUGGCCCUUGGGUGAAUCACUAUUCAAUUUUCUUCGUUCCUGUGUCCUUUUUUAUUAUUACGGCAGCAACUGUGGGCUAUUUUAUCUUUUAUUCUGCUCGAAGAUUACGGAAUGCAAGAGCUCAAAGCAGGAAACAGAGACAAUUAAAGGCAGCUGCUAAAAAAGCUAUUGGGAGGCUUCAACUACGUACACUGAAACAAGGAGACAAGGAAAUUGGCCCUGAUGGAGAUAGUUGUGCUGUGUGUAUUGAACUGUAUAAACCAAAUGAUUUGGUGCGCAUCUUAACCUGCAACCAUAUUUUCCAUAAGACAUGGGUUGACCCAUGGCUGUUAGAACACAGGACUUGCCCCAUGUGCAAAUGUGACAUACUCAAAGCUUUGGGAAUUGAGGUGGAUGUUGAAGAUGGAUCAGUGUCUUUACAAGUCCCUGUUUCCAAUGAAACAUCAAAUAGUGCCUCUCCUCAUGAAGAGGAUAAUCGCAGUGAGACUGCAUCGUCUGGCUAUGCUUCUGUUCAGGGAGCAGAUGAACCACCUUUAGAAGAACAUGUGCAGUCAGCAAAUGAAAAUCUCCAGCUGGUAAACCAUGAGGCAAGUUCCAUGGCAGUGGAUGGUGUUCCUCAUGUUGACAACCCAACCUUUGAAGAAGAUGAAACUCCUGAUCAAGAGACUGCUGUUCGAGAAAUUAAAUCAUAAAAUCUGUGUCAAUAGAAAACUUGAAACUUUAGUAAUAACAGAACUGCCAAUCAGGGCUAGUUUACUAUUAAUGAACUGGAUAAACUUAAUUAAAUAAGAAUGAUACUGAAAGUGCUGAGAUGACUACUAUAAUGCUAUAGUUAAAUUACUUAAAA